Messenger RNA from Odontomachus brunneus, 3068 nucleotides. Its product is annotated as mitochondrial basic amino acids transporter-like. The transcript has 4 exons. Gene Ontology annotation, molecular function: high-affinity L-arginine transmembrane transporter activity. Gene Ontology annotation, cellular component: mitochondrion. Gene Ontology annotation, biological process: mitochondrial L-ornithine transmembrane transport. Lineage: Eukaryota; Metazoa; Arthropoda; Insecta; Hymenoptera; Formicidae. The coding region runs from base 1282 to 2541 and encodes 419 amino acids. The record is from RefSeq and is a predicted model, not a curated record.
AAGUUAUCGCAACGUUAAUGGCCGAUAACACUAAAGAGUUUAUAAUAUAAACUCGAAGUUCGUGAAAAAGUAUUCGUUUUAUAUUCGUGUGCAUGUACAAAUAUCGCGCCAAAUGUCAUAUAAGAAAAAUGUACAAUAAACAACAUCAAACGACAAUCCUAUUUUAUAAAUAUUAUUACAAAUAAGUUAUAAAAUUGCAAAGUUGGCUAAGCUAUAUGAUUAUGCGUGUUCAAGAAAAGUGAAGUGAAAAGUGAAGUGAAGUGAAAAGUGAAAUUAUAAUGAUUAAUUCCAAACGUUAUCAACAUUUUUUAAUAACACAAAAUAAUUGAAACGCCCAGACAUUUCUUCCAACAUUUCUCUCGUUUUUGCGAAUGCACGAUAUUUCAAUAUAUUUUUAUCAUGAGAGACGCGGAUAUUAGCUUUUCCUGACAUUUUUUUGCGGAUAUUCCUCGUGCCUGCACCUCAUAUUUCUAUUUGUCGUAUUCUCCCGUUCAUCGAGAGGAAUUUAAUUUAAUUGAGUCGGAGCGACCUCGAUAUAACGAUGCUCCUCCAUUUCUCUUCCCUUGUACAGCGGGAAUGCUUUAUGUCGGCAUUUUUGCGCUAUUGAUCUGAAGCUGUAUUCAGCACAUGUACCAACAGCUUGUCGUUGCAUAACUAUUUGGCAAUAUAAUUUCGUAUAAAAUAGGCGUAUACGAAAUGCUUCAGGCAUAUAUAUACGUAGUAUAUGCACUAGUAAAAUGGAAUACCUCGUACUGUACGUAAUGUACCGAAGCGCCAUCAAUCUUAUCGUGAAAUGUUUGACCCGCGCUUCGCCCGGUCACGGCAGUAGGUCGUGGCGCGAGAUGUAGAAAUGUUAUUAAUAUUUCUUUUUCUUUGCAAUAUAUUGCGCACUGUCACGAUAGUAUUUGCGUGUAUACGUCAGCACACACGAUAUAUAUGUGAUUUGAUAAUGCAGCUGGUGAUCUUUGUACCGAGGCUCGAGGAAGUUGGUAGAAACCCUGAUUUCAGUAAGAAAGAAGAUUCAACGAGGGAAACACGCGGCCUAUUUUGUCCGGAUUUUCGGAACAAGCGAAUGUUACUCAGUCGUAUACCUGAGGAUUAAUUCAAGAGAAUCUGCGAUCGAUUUUACAUGGAUUCGAAUUUAUCACCCGCUGCGAUUAACCGAUCUGCUAUUUGCACCGCUUCUGAUGCAUGUCUGAGAGGAACGCGAGUCGAGAGCAGUCCCUACAGAAGCAGACGGUUCUGCAAGUGGAAAAGCGUUGCAGAUAACACAGGCCAAACAUGAUGCUCGAUUUUUUCGCCGGAUGCUUGGGAGGAUGUGCCGGUAUUAUUGUGGGAUAUCCCUUGGACACGGUCAAGGUUCACAUGCAGACGCAGGAUAGUCGCAAUCCGAAAUAUCGGGGCACCUGGGACUGUCUGCGCACCAUACUCGCGAGAGAAUCGUUGACUGGUCUCUACAGAGGUAUGACCUCUCCUAUCGCAGGGGUUGCAGCGGUGAAUGCCAUCGUCUUCGGCGUGUAUGGGCACACUCAGCGACACUUGUCCGAGCCCGAUCGACUGUCGACGUGCUUCCUGGCUGGCGCUUCCGCCGGGCUCGCUCAGACUCCGGUCUCUAGUCCAAUAGAGUUAGCAAAAACACGAUUGCAGUUGCAGUCCUCAACCCGGGGUAACUCGCAGGGACCAAUGCAAUGUUUGAAAAAGAUUUACCGACGGGAGGGCUGUCGAGGAGUUUUCAAGGGCCUCGGCAUCACGUUUCUCAGAGAAGGUCCGAGUUACGGCGUGUACUUUGUGACAUACGAGGUACUGACAAGGACUUCCUCGAAACAGCCGAUUUCGACGUUUCACAUGCUGGUCGCGGGCGGCCUCGCCGGUAGCGCUUCCUGGGUGAUCUCCUAUCCCGUGGACGUGAUCAAGUCGCGCAUUCAGGCGGAGAGUGGCAAUCGUUACUCGAGCGCUUGGGAUUGCCUGAGGAAGUCCGUGCGCGCCGAAGGAUACACCUGCUUGUUCCGCGGCUUAAACUCGACGAUCCUUCGCGCUUUUCCGACGAACGCGGCGACCUUCACUGUGGUCACGUGGACGUUUAGACUAUUCGGCGAACAGCCGAGUGAGGCGCCGAAGAAGGAGGAGAACAGCCUGACUUCGAGCAAAGAACCGAGAAAUCGAACGACGAAAGGCUACGAAUCCUUCGCCAGCAAAUGGAACGCGUUCUUCGACGGUAUUUCGAGAGGAAACGGUUUCGCCGCGUCAUAUUCCACCGCUUCUAUGUUGUCCAUCAGCGGAUUGAUGCCUGACAACAGCGCCUGCCUGCUGCACAAUUGCAGACGAUCGGAUUGCAAGCACGACGUAUUGGAGCAGAGGAACGCGUCCGAGAGUUGGGAAAAGAGGAAGAUAGAGUCGAGGAACGACGAAGAGCUCGAGGAGGAUGAGCAGCUCGUCGACGAGCAAAAGCAAAAGGACUGGUGCAACGUCGAAUCGGUCAUAACUACGUGCACAUGUAAUUCGCAACGCGUAUUCAAUGUUUCGAAGCUAGGUAAUACCUGACGCUAUUACUUCGGCCACGAGCGUGUUCAACGUGUCAAUGCAAUCAAAUGACUCGUACGAGAAAGAAAAAUAAUACUCUUCCACGGAGAUUCUUUCUAGCGAUUAAAUUAAUAGACAAUGAAUUAAUAUAACAAACAUAAUAUUGUAAAGUAGAAUAUAUAGAUCGAAUGAAUAUCAAUAAGUUACAGAGUGUUUUAUGUGAAGAAAGUUGGAUAUGAAUGAGAUAGAUUAAGUUGGGUUAGAUUUUAUAGAACAAAAACUCAUGCACCUUAAAUCCAACAUAAUUAAAGCGACAAAUCAGUAAGAAAAUACUGAAAAUUAUUGAUAGAAUGCUUCGCGAACUCGUUGUACGUACGGAUUUGUAAUAAUGGAAAAUAUCCUGAUUCUCUUUCUGUUGUUUCUCUCUUAUCAAAACUGUACGACUUAAUCGAAAUUGGCGUAUUUUACACCUGAUCAUAAUUUAUGUUUUUAUAACGCUUUUUUUAAAUAAAUCGACGCAAUAUUAAUAUCUGCGUCAAGCACCCGUA